Molecule: messenger RNA, 2235 nt
Organism: Penicillium manginii
Lineage: Eukaryota; Fungi; Ascomycota; Eurotiomycetes; Eurotiales; Aspergillaceae
Product: FAD-dependent oxidoreductase
Exons: 5
Coding region: 1-2235 (744 amino acids)
Molecular function (GO): FAD binding
Source: RefSeq, a predicted model, not a curated record
AUGGCCUCGUUUAAGGUGAUCGUCGUUGGCGGCAGUGUCACAGGUAUGGUAUUAGCUAACAUGUUCGAACAAUAUGGUAUCGACUAUAUUGUGCUUGAAAAACAUCACACGAUUGCCCCUCAGCUAGGAGCAGGGUUUGCAUUGCUGCCAAAUGGAUCACGAGUUCUCGACCAGCUAGGCUGCUAUGACGUGCUGAAGAAGUUGAGCGCGCCUGUUAAUUCCUUAUGUGGCUACGAUCAAAACGGUGAUCUUAGAGAGGACCGGCCUGAGAUCGGACAAUGGCUUGAAGAACUAUUCGGAUAUAAAAUGCGGUUUCUGGAGCGACGACAACUGAUUAAGGUAUUAUUUGAUAACCUGAGUGAUAAGUCUAAGGUUUAUACUUCAUGUGGUGUCAUAAAAAUCAGAUAUUGCUCCAAAAUGGUCAAGGUUGAAACGGACGGUGGCACUAUUUUCGAAGGCGAUAUUGUGGUCGGCGCAGAUGGCGUCCACAGUCGUGUCGCGCAGGAAAUGCAACGCCUCGCUGCCUUUGUAUGCACUUACAGUGCUAUCUUUGGUAUAUCAAUGGCACCAAACGGGAUGGUCGAAGACCAAGCGAUCAAAAACUACAGACAAGGCCGGAGCUACCUCUGUGCAGGUGGCCGUGAAGGAAAGCUGUAUUGGCUUGCCAUGAUCAAGAAUGAUCAUAAGACACAGGGAGUAAACAUUCCUCGAUACAAUGACCAAGACAGGGACAUAUUUGCAGCCAUGUGCGAGGCAGAUCUAGUUAUACCUGGGGUCACAUUCGGUGACAUAUACAAGAGACAGCUUGCGUCCGCGCUUGUACCCCUUGAAGAGGGCGUCCUUGAAGAAUGCUUUUAUAAAAGAAUAGUACUUGUCGGCGACUCGUGGCACAAGAUUCAUCCUUUGAGUGGCCAAGGUGGUAAUAACGCAAUCAUUUCAGCUGCACAUCUGGCAAAUCAGUUGAAACAUUUUACUCAGCAUAAUAUGAGUUCUGACGAAGCCAGUCUCAAUUGGUUGUUUCGCGAAUAUAAACGCACUCGAGAGCCUCAAACCAGAGAGUUGAUGCAGAUGAGUCACCUAUUACAACGAAUGGAAGCUCUUGAAACGCCUCUUUUGAGACUCUUUGAGCUCAAAUAUGUCUGUCAGAUGCCAAUAGAAGCGCUUUCUGGUGUUCUGGCACGGACAUACACUCAAGCUGUUUCUUUGAACUACCUGCCUCCUCCUCCACGCCACUGUCUUGUUCCAUUCAACGAAGAGGUCGCCUUGAAGCCCCGAGCUCGAUUCAAAACUGUUACUGCUUUUUGGCUUUUAGUGCUUGCUCUUGUUGUUUUUGGGCAACAAACUAUCCCUUGGGUCUGGAAAGAUGUAGUGGUGCUGUCGUCACCGACGCCUAUGAUCCUCCAAAGCAGCUUAAUUGCGCCAAGUGCCAGCAUGGCUUACCAGAGGGCAAUGUCUUUAUAUUUCAAUUUGUCCCUCACAACGGUUAUCAGUAUCAUGUGCAUUGAGUCCUAUCGCCAAAAUAUGUUCAUGAGACUCAUCAGCAGUGCAAUUACAUGCGGAAUAGCCUCACUUUUUAUAAGUUGGGAGGUCAUAUGUCCUAUCUACUUUGCCGUGUUUAUCCUCGUCUCGGGGCAACAGCUCUUCUACUACCCUUCACCAAGAGCUGUGGACCUGCAAAUAGCGAAAGCGAUCCGAUUCGCUUAUUUAGCCACGUAUAUUCCCGUUAUCACCUUGACGGUUUUAUGCAAAGAAUCGCCAAGCAGAAUGUGGAUAGUGGCCCAUGCGACAUUUCCUCUCGCAAUAAAGCUGGUGCAAGUUUUCGGCCCGAUGCGCUCAACAGUCAUCAUAGACCCUGCGGUAUUAUAUGGAAAGCAAGAUAUUAAGAUCUUGGAAAACUUCUUGCAUCUAGUUUGCACUGUCCAGCAUUUAGCAUCUUUGUUUGUGGGAAGAAGCUCUCUGCAACAGUUUCUUGAAAUAUGUAUCGCAUGGUAUCGGAGUGAAAUCGCUCAUGACAAUCUCAAGAUACUUCUCUUGGAAAUCAGUAUUGCAGUCUUCAUCUGCUUCACCUACUGGGACCUUCGAAGGGUUCAUGUCAUUACUGGACCCGUGAAAACUGAUCUGGGCUCGAUAAUAUAUCUUGGUUUCACUCCACCGGCAGCUUUGAUGUGCGUGUGGGCAUUGCGAGAAUCUAAAUGGGAAAAAGCGCGAGAAAGGCUGUCGGCCGAAAAGAUUUGA